AGGAAGACAGUCAACAUGCUCAUGUCCUUCUGCGGAGCGCUGCACGUCUGCUUCGUCACGCCGUCCUUCCCCAUCGAGACGGCCAACCAGUUCGUCAUCCAGCUGAGGCCCGAGCUGCAGGACGCUCUGGUGGGUGUAAUCGACCACUACGGCUGGACCAAGUUUGUCUACAUGUACAGCUCGGAUUCAGGCCUGUCGGUGCUGCAGAAGGUUCUGGACACAGCAGCGGAGAGGAACUGGCUGGUGACCUCGGUGAACGUGGAGACCAUGACGGAGGCGUCCUUCUUGAAAGUGUUUCAGGAUCUGGACAAGAGGAAGGAGGGCCAGAUCAUCAUCGACUGUGAGACGGAGAGGCUCACUGGCAUCCUCAGGAAGAUUGUCGAGCAGGGCAAGAAUGCCAAGAGCUAUCACUACAUCCUGGCUAACCUGGGCUUCCUGGACAUCGACCUGACAGAUCUGAGGAAAGGUGGAGCGAACAUCACCGGCUUCCAGCUCGUCAACAACUCUGAGCCCGGCGUCAGCCGCGUUGUCCAGCAGUGGCUGGACUUUGACAAUAAAGACUCCAAAGUGCUCAAGAGUGGACUCAAGUACACUGGUGCUCUAACAUACGACGGGGUGAAAGUCAUGUCCACGGCCUUCCAGAACUUAAGGAAACAGAGGAUAGACAUUUCUCGCAGGGGCAACGCUGGCGAGUGUCUCGCCAACCCACCAGCCCCCUGGGGACAGGGCAUAGACAUCCAGAGAGCCUUGCAGCAGGUGCGUAUAGACGGAUUGACGGGUCACAUUCAGUUCAAUGAGAAAGGACGAAGAACAAACUUCACUGUCAGCGUCAUGGAACUGGCCCCAUCCGGCCCCAAGAAGGUCGGCUACUGGAACGAAGAUGAGAAGUACGUGACCACGGCGAGCUUCAUGCGAGGCAGCAACGAGACGUACGGCCUGCAGAACAGAACCUACAUCGUCACCACUAUCUUGGAGUCACCGUAUGUGAUGCUGAAGAAGAACCACGAGCAGCUUGCGGGAAACGAUAAGUACGAGGGCUACAUCGUGGAGCUGGCUGCAGAGAUAGCCAAACAUGUGGGCUACCAGUACAAACUCAAGGUUGUCUCAGAUGGCAAGUAUGGAGCCAGAGACCCAGAUACCAAGAUGUGGAACGGCAUGGUGGGAGAACUGGUGUAUGGGAAAGCUGAUGUGGCUGUGGCUCCUCUGACCAUCACCCUGGUCCGUGAAGAAGUCAUCGACUUCUCCAAGCCCUUCAUGUCCCUCGGAAUCUCCAUCAUGAUUAAGAAACCCACCAAAUCCAAACCCGGUGUGUUUUCCUUCCUCGACCCGCUGGCUUACGAGAUCUGGAUGUGCAUAGUGUUUGCCUACAUCGGCGUCAGCGUGGUCCUCUUCCUCGUCAGCCGGUUCAGCCCGUACGAGUGGCACGCCGAGGACUAUGAGGAAGGAGAGCCACAGUCGCCCACGCAAGCUUCCGCCUCCAACGGGGGGCAGCAGGGCCAGGCACAGACGCAGCAGAACAUAAACCAACAGAAUCUUGACCAGACCAAUGAGUUUGGCAUCUUCAACUCCCUUUGGUUUUCACUGGGCGCCUUCAUGCAGCAGGGAUGUGAUAUCUCCCCACGCUCUCUGUCGGGACGCAUCGUCGGAGGCGUGUGGUGGUUCUUCACCCUUAUCAUCAUCUCGUCCUAUACUGCCAACUUGGCCGCCUUCCUGACAGUGGAGAGGAUGGUGUCUCCUAUAGAGAGUGCCGAGGAUUUGGCCAAGCAGACGGAGAUCGCCUAUGGAACGCUGGAUGCCGGCUCCACCAAGGAAUUCUUCAGGAGGUCUAAGAUCGCCGUGUUUGAGAAGAUGUGGUCCUACAUGAAGGCGGCUGACCCGUCCGUGUUCGUCAAGACCACGGACGAGGGCGUGAUGAGGGUCAGGAAGUCCAAGGGCAAGUACGCCUACCUGCUGGAGUCCACCAUGAACGAGUACAUAGAGCAGAGGAAACCCUGCGACACCAUGAAGGUGGGGGGGAACCUGGACUCUAAAGGUUACGGCAUCGCCACGCCCAAGGGCUCUCCUCUCAGAAACCCAGUAAACUUGGCAGUGUUAAAACUGAACGAGCAGGGCCUCUUGGACAAAUUGAAAAACAAGUGGUGGUACGACAAGGGCGAGUGCGGCAGCGGGGGCGGGGACUCCAAGGACAAGACGAGCGCUCUGAGCCUCAGCAACGUGGCGGGAGUCUUCUACAUCCUGAUCGGCGGCCUGGGCCUGGCCAUGCUGGUGGCGCUGGUGGAGUUCUGCUACAAGUCCAGGACCGAGUCGCGCCGAAUGAAGCAAUCCAUCAACGACGCCAUGCGCUGCUCCACCCUGACCAGGAUGAGUGGCAACGGGAGCGGGGGCGAGAACGGGCGAAUCCUCACCCACGACUUCCCCAAAACCGUUCAGACUCUGCCCUGCAUGAGCCACACCGCCAGCAUGGGUCUGGGUGCCUCCGGCAUGUGA
Molecule: messenger RNA, 2487 nt
Organism: Limanda limanda (common dab)
Lineage: Eukaryota; Metazoa; Chordata; Actinopteri; Pleuronectiformes; Pleuronectidae
Gene: gria1a
Product: glutamate receptor, ionotropic, AMPA 1a
Exons: 14
Coding region: 16-2487 (823 amino acids)
Biological process (GO): modulation of chemical synaptic transmission; monoatomic ion transport; synaptic transmission, glutamatergic
Cellular component (GO): plasma membrane; AMPA glutamate receptor complex; postsynaptic membrane
Molecular function (GO): AMPA glutamate receptor activity; transmitter-gated monoatomic ion channel activity involved in regulation of postsynaptic membrane potential
Source: RefSeq, a predicted model, not a curated record